Seminavis robusta is the source of this 2187-nucleotide messenger RNA. NCBI's taxonomy places the organism in Eukaryota, Bacillariophyta, Bacillariophyceae, Naviculales, Naviculaceae. The record is from the annotation of a GenBank genome assembly.
GGCAGCCACAGCACAGACCGGCAGAACCACAUCCAAACAUCCAACCCAACCCAACCCAACCCAACCAACCGAUGAUGGACUUUUUUUUUGGCGGAGCCGUAGACGUCAGAGCUGCGUGCAGAUGAUGACCAGAACUGUUGUUUGAGAAAUACUGUACAUGUACGUACGGUACGUACGUGUACCAUCUACGUGUACGUCAGUGCCAACUGCAGAAGUUGAAAUCAGCUUUUAUGCCAUCUUUGGGUCAUUCGGCGAAGAAUGCGAAAAGCAUUUUUUGCAUUAUUUAUGUAUCACUUCCGGUAACAACGGGAGAUUGUUCAAGAAGGAGAUUAUGAAUUUAAAGGUCUGGAGUGCAAUGACUCUUCGGAGCACGUAGUAUCGUAUUUCUAGUAAACUAAUUUAGCAAAAAGACUGCAUUCCAGGAAGAGAAGAAGCGUUGGGCAACUUUCUUUCCGAGGGAGAAACUAGAGUUCUUGGAGAUGCUGGAUUGCACUAACUAAAAAGCUUAAAAGCUUUUUGGUACCGGAAUAAAGUGUACUCUUUAAAUGUAUACAAGAUUCCCCAAUUUUCGUGUUCCAGUGGGAGCGGAGAAGGAGCGAUUGCCAGGUUUUCUUCCUGUCGUGUGCGGUGUUUUGCGAUGGCCAUAAAAUAAGUUUCGAAUUCUAUUUUGAGGUUUUUUGAUAUCUCCAGCCAACUCAAAACCCUUGCAAGGCACACACAAAACGACUGCAACACAUCUAUUGGUCGCCUAUUAUCUAUUGUUUCUGAACUGGUACCAUUAUCUCAUUUCAUUGCAACACAAUCAUGUCCAGUUCUACCGAUUAUCAUCACAACGACGAAGAAAUGAUGGCUACCCCUCUGCCUCCUGCCGUGGAAGAAAAUGCCGAUUGCCUUCCGAGUCAUACCACCAUUCUAAGUACCAACGGAGCUCCUGAUAACAAUGGCAGCGUGGUCCAACUGGAGCAUUUGGAAGUCAUCCGAGUCUGUGAAGAUGAAGAUGAUGAUGAUACCUUACCCAAGCCUCAACGCAAAAACACCGAUGCCACAUCCAUGACGGGCUCGAGCAGUUUUCUGGAUGAUGGAAGCGAAGUCGACUGCGAUCCCGUCAAAACCACAAAGCCUCCAUCCUCCCUGGAUUUGGUCCAUGAAGAAGACGAAGACGACACGAAAGUCGAAGACAGUUGCUGCUGGAAAUGGUGCAAGAUCCUUCUAUUCCUGUUGGUCGUCGUGGUUGCCGUCUUGUUUACCGCGGUCAUGGUGGGAGCCGUCCUCGAACGCAACUCGUAUUCCGGAAAGGAGGGUACCAAUCACUACUAUACCACACCGCAAAUGUGUGGCGUAGACAAUCCUUUGACCGACACGGGGGUUACCUUUCCCAGUCUGACGGAUCUUCACAACGCGGGUUCCAAGGUGGCCCACUGUGGGGACUGUGGUGCCUGUUCCACCGCGCACGAUAUGGACAUUAUGGGCCGCACGGCCGAUUCCUUGACCAAGGACAGUACCGCCUGUGCCUUCAAAAUCUUUUUUGGAAGACGAGCCGUCGAAAAAUGUAUGGAAGAACGCGUGGGCUUUACUCCAGCCUGCGAAGACUGCUGGUUGGACAAUAUCGCUUGCAGUUUCAAAAAGUGCAAAUUCACAUGCAUUAAAUACAAACUAUUCCGACAAGACAACAACAAAGCCGACGAUGACCUUAACGAUUGCUUGAAAUGCGACGAACGCAGUUGUGGACCGGGAUUCAUUGAAUGUUCCGGAGCCAAUCGAAGACGAAUGGGGGUCGUCAGUGAUAUUGGACGGGAAGCGGUCGAUCAGUGUGAGGCCGUCGAUGUCGAUUGGACGACGGUUGGUGGUGAUGACAACAACAACUAGAUUCCUUCCUUCCUCCCAACUGGGAAGCACAACAAUAACAACAACAACCAACAGAGCAAAUUGCUGGAUUGCCCAAAGAAACAAAUUGUUUGGAACUAAAACAGCAACGCAUAAAAAGUACCUCUUCGGCGAUUGGAUUGCUUUCUCAAUUUUGAUAAAUCAUGUAACCACGACGGGAAGCAAACACAAUUGAGCGAGGGCAACAACCAAAACCAAAAAGCAACUACUGGGGGGAUCCUAGUGUUCAAAUAGAUACGGUACACUUUUAGCUACAUUUACAUCAUCUUUUAAAAGCAAGAGUUAACUCAUACAUCGCAGUGA